Messenger RNA from Fundulus heteroclitus (mummichog), 4170 nucleotides. RefSeq names its product inverted formin 2 (gene inf2). The transcript has 19 exons. The record is from RefSeq and is a predicted model, not a curated record. Lineage: Eukaryota; Metazoa; Chordata; Actinopteri; Cyprinodontiformes; Fundulidae. Gene Ontology annotation, biological process: cellular component organization. Bases 37 to 3369 code for a protein of 1110 amino acids. Gene Ontology annotation, molecular function: actin binding.
UCACAAUAUUCUACAGCCUUGGACACAUCCAACAUCAUGGUGAAGAAGCAGGUGUUUGAGCUCCUCGCAGCCCUCAGCAUCUUCUCUGCGGAGGGCCACCGUCUGGCUCUGGAUGCUCUGGAUCAUUACAAGGGCUUGAAGACGCAGCAGUAUCGCUUCAGCGUCAUCAUGAACGAGCUGCAGGCCACAGAUAACGUCCCGUACAUGGUCACACUCCUCAGUGUCAUCAACGCGCUCAUCUUCAGCACAGAUGACCUGAGGCGCAGAGAUAAAAUGAGAAAGGAGUUCAUUGGCCUCCAGCUACUUGACAUCCUGCCAAAAUUAAGGGAGCAAGAGGAUGAAGACUUGAUUAUUCAAUGUGAAGCUUUCGAGGAGGCAAUGGCUGAGGAUGAGGAAGAGCUGCUGCGGCUGUACGGCGGCAUUGAUAUGAGUAAUCACCAGGAGGUUUUCACCGCGCUCUUCAACAAGGUGAGCAGCUCUCCUGCCUCCCUCCAGCUGCUCUCCGUCCUGCAGUCCAUGCUGUUGCUCGGGCCGGGCCGCACCGAUAUCUGGCUGGCUCUGGACUCCAUCGCCAGCAGAGCUAUACUCCUCGCUCAGGACUCUCAGAUGGAGUCCUGUGAGAAGAUCAUGAAGCGGCUGAUGUUUUACAAGGGGAGGAGCUGUGGAGAGCAUCACGAAAUAGACGGACUUGUCCUGAAGGUGGAUAAGGCUGUGCAGACCGGUCUGGACCAAGAGGACGGAGAUAAGCCAGACACGAAAGCGGCAUCCCCUCAGAAGCCUCAGUGUGCCUCUCCUCCCCCGCCACCACCACCACCUCCUCCUCCCCCACCACUACCUGGAGGGCUGGGUGGACCCCCACCUCCUCCACCACCACCUCCCAUGCCUGGAAUGCCUCCACCACCCCCACCGCUACCUUGUGGUCCAGGCAUGCCUCCCCCUCCUCCGCCGCUACCAGGAAUGGGUGGGGCCCCUCCCCCUCCUCCAUUACCCGGGAUGCCUCCUCCUCCACCUCCUCCCCCCGGCAUGAUAGUGCCCCAGAGUAGCCAUGCCCUGGGGUGCAGCACGCCGGCUAAGGCGAGCAGAUGUCCCACCCUGAAGAUGAAGAAGCUCAACUGGCAGAAACUUCGCUCUGUCACUGAUGGUCAGUCCAUGUGGGCGUCGGUUCAGAAAGAACCGCCUCCUCAUGAACCGAACUACGGCAGCAUCGAGGAGCUCUUCUGCCUGCCGGUGAUUGAGCCCAAAGACAAGGCAGCAGCUGCUCCCGUGAAGAAGGAACGGAAAGAGAUUACGUUCAUCGAUCCAAAGAAAAACCUGAAUAUGAACAUAUUCCUGAAGCAGUUCAAAUGCACCAACGAGGAGUUUGCAGCCAUGAUCCAGAAUGGAGACCGGAGCAGGUUUGAUGUAGAGGCACUGAAGCAGCUUGUGAAGCUCCUACCAGAGAAGCAUGAGAUUGAGAAUUUGAAGUCCUUCCAGGGAGAAAAAGACAAGCUGGCGAAUGUGGAUCGCUUUUACACCUCCCUGCUUAAUAUACCGUGCUAUAAGCUCAGAAUUGAAUGCAUGUUGCUGUGCGAGGAGACGGCGUCGCUGCUGGAGAUGCUCAGGCCUAAAGUGAAGCUGGUGGAGGAGGCCUGCCACUCUCUCAAGAUAAGUGCGCUGUUACCCAGUUUCUGCAGACUCAUCCUCGACGUUGGAAAUUUCCUCAACUAUGGAAGCCACACAGGGAAUGCUGAGGGCUUUAAGAUCAGCUCUCUGCUCAAGUUAACGGAGACGAAGGCCAACAAGAGCCGCAUCACGCUGCUUCAUCACAUCCUGGAGGAAGCAGAGGCGAACCACCAGGAGCUGCUGGCUCUGCCUGAUGAAAUAGAGAUAUGUCAGAAAGCAGCCGGGGUCAAUUUGGACUCGAUGCAGUCGGAGACCGGGGCUUUGCUUAAACAGCUUAAUGACGCUGCCAAGAAAGUGUCCAACUCUUUGGAUGAGGUCAAGGAGCAAUACUCGAAAAUCCUCGAGGAAAACCUAAAGGCGUGUGAAAGUUUAAGUGAAAAGUUCACAGAGAUCGAGAAGAUGAGGAGCGAUCUGGCUGUCUACUUGUGCGAAGACGUGGGUCAACUGUCACUCGAGGAGCUCUUCGGAACCAUCAGAACUUUCAGAGAACUUUUCAUCAAGGCCCUGAAGGAAAACAAAAUGAGGAAGGAACAAGCUGCCAAGGCUGAGAAGAGAAAGAAGCAGCUGGCAGAAGACGAAUCCAAGAGACAGAAGGGAGAAAAUGGAAAAAUAAUAAAGAAAGGCAUCAUUCCGCAAGACGAUGGCUGCAUCAUCGACCACCUCUUGGCGGACAUCAGGAAAGGUUUCAGCCUGAGAAAGACCCGGCCAAGGUGCGAUUCGGAAAGCCUCUCUAGUGAAAUGCGUAGAGAUACCCGCCCGCCUGGUUCAGGUGUGAAAUGUGCCGACGAAGGAGCCGCCACCUCCGCUCCCACCAAGCCUCAGACAGAGGAUCGCCAGCAUCUCGGAGGCGAAGUGAACGGCUUCAUCAGCCCUUCAGAAGAGACUGCACAAGCUCCUCUGCUCAGUGCAGCCCAAGAGGGGACAGCGGUGCCUCCCAACCCACCCCCAGGAGAGCCAGCCAUAAUGACGCAGACGGCUCCGGAAAGGCCGGCGUCGCUGCAGGAUGGUCCGGGCCCAGAAAAACCUGCAACCUCGGUGCUAGACACGAAAUCACCUCAGGUUGACGUUCAACCAAGUCUUCAUACGAACAGCUUUUCUUUGGAUUCAGCAGAGACCAGCGUCCUCAGUCCGUCGUCCCUCUCAGAUUCAGACCUGCUAGAGGCCGUGCUGGACGGCGCGUCGAGUCUCGUCCCCGACGUCUCGGACGAGUCGGGCAUUUGCAAAAGCAUCGAUGUCCAAGAAGGUUCAUCUAUUACAGACGAUGUUAAAUGUAGUGAAAGCACAAAAGGUGAUCACGAAAUAAGCAAUUUAUCAGAAGCAAGUGGACAAAAAGCGGGUGAAGAAAAGGAAUAUGUUACCGUCAGAGAAUGCGGGGAGGAUGAAGUUGGGAGUAAGAAACCCUCUGAGCCUAAAACAAACGUGGUCGCGCUCGAUGAGGGCAUCAGCGGGUGCGACGUCCCGGAUGGGCAGGAGCCGGAAGAUCUGCCGUCGGUUUCUGACGAGGUGUCCGCCUCGGUUGCAACCGAACCAAAGAAACAGCUGAAGCUCUUUAGACGAAGCAAAAAAAGGAGUAAACAAGGUAAUCCAUUCAUUCACUUCAAUAAAGAUCACACUUGGAAUGGCAGUAUCUCAAUGUUUCUUAAAAGGGAGGUCAUCUUUUGUGCUGCUUUUAUUUCAGUUGAUGUUUUAUAUAAUACUAUAUUUUAGUGAAUUUUUAAAUGAGCAAUUCUGCAUGAACUGGUUCAUUUUUUUUUUUUAAGAAAAAGUAAGAGUGCGAAUAUGAAAUACUAAAUGGAUUUUAACUCUCUGGUCAGUCUGUUUUGAAUCCUCUGUUUUUCAUUUUGACUCUCUGAAACACAAGGUAACAGUGGGAAAAGUGGGAAAGGACACACUAAACAUAAAUCAGGCUGUGUGUUGCAGUGAGGUAGGUCAAAUCGAGCCGGUGCCAGACUGUAAUCAGGAUAAUCCUAACGAACUCAAUCAUCGUCAGAGCUCUGUGCCAAUAACACGUCAUCUGUCGGUCUAACUUGAAUCUGGAACUUUUAUUUUUAUUUCAUCUGUCUGUGUCAUCUGACUUUUUUUAAUGCUUGCUCUCUUUAACACCCCUCAAACUCCAGUGGUUGGUUAUGCUGAAAUCUUUCCUCAAGGUUAUUCUAAUGCCGAUCAAAGCCGGCGGAAGCAAAAACCUCCCCUACACUACCAUGCACAGCAAUUAACCCGGAUCUGAUCUCGGUCGGCCUUGCAGUGUGAAAGUCGCUGUGACGUGUUGUCGACUGAGUUUCACCAUGAAAUCUGUCACUUUUGUGUCCUCCGUCCAUAUUUAACUGUCCAUCCUCUGAACCUGCAAAUGGGACUGUCUAUAAACAGCCUCCAUGUGCUUUCUGUAAACUUCGCUCUGUGCUUUGAAUUCAAUGAAAACGAAUGAAAAAUGUGUUCAAACCUGAUUAUAUAAACUGUUUUUAAUCUGUAAAUUAUUUUCUAAAUAUAUUAAAAUAUUUUUUAAGUUAU